Molecule: messenger RNA, 2877 nt
Organism: Solea solea (common sole)
Lineage: Eukaryota; Metazoa; Chordata; Actinopteri; Pleuronectiformes; Soleidae
Exons: 9
Coding region: 1-2625 (874 amino acids)
Biological process (GO): regulation of translational fidelity
Cellular component (GO): membrane; cytoplasm
Molecular function (GO): nucleotidyltransferase activity; tRNA binding; double-stranded RNA binding
Source: RefSeq, a predicted model, not a curated record
AUGACUGCAUGCCACUCACUACACGUGUCCGUGGGCAUCCUCGGCAUCUCUGGCGGUUCUCUCCUUCUGUUGGUGAACAACUAUGCCAGCUCACCUGACAAAGACUUCAUCUCCCAUACUGCACUUGGGAUUCUGCUCCUCAUCAUCGCAGCCCUCUUAGCUUAUGCAGGUGUCUGUCGCAGUCUGUCCCACGUCCAGCUGUUUUCGUCCCUGUGUCUUACCGUCUCUGGCCUGUGGUGUGGUUCAGGUCUGGUGUAUGUCCUGGUGGGACAGGAAGUGCUGCCGGCCACAGAGCUGAGAUCGUCUCUGGUUCCCGGUCUGGCAGCGUUUACUGUCGCUCUGCUCAUCAUUGGCAGCGUCGCACUUUUAGUAAAGAAAGCAGUGCUGUCUGUUAUAGCUCUUGGUAUUAGCUUAGCAUGUGCCCAUCAAAUUGCCGGUCUGUCUGCUGCAGGGUUUGGUCAGUCUGCCACUGCUGCCAACUACCUGCUGGUGUGUGGCGUUGGUGUUUACUUUGGUUUUGGGCGUCUGCUCUCCACUAUUACUCACGGUAAAGUGGAGCCUCCAGGAACAGGUCUGAAGGGAAAAGCUGAGCUGAAAACAGAGCAGAACCACGGGUGUAAUGAUGCAGUGGCAGUGGGUGUGGUGAUGAACUUGUUGUCUGCCUCUGUGUUAGCCUGUCCCCUGUUAGGUGUGGUCCCCCAGCUCUCCACUGGACACGUCCCCUGGCUGUGGACAGCUGGAGUCUUCCAGAUUGGCAUGUGUGUCCUCUUUUACAGAGCCAUGGACACACUGGCUGCCACUUUUUAUGGCUUCACAGCUCUUUUAAAAUUUGCAGAGGGUUACUGCGCUCUCUUGUCAUUCUACUCGAUUCAGCCUUUGUCCCCUGUUCCCUUCCCUGUUGUCUUCUCUGUGCUUUUCUUCAUUCUGGCUCUGUUCAGCUGUCAGAAGAGCUUGCUGGAGGGACUGUACCAGUUAUUCUUUGCAGCAUAUUGUAUUGCCAUUGCAGUCCAGCCUCAAGGUUUCCACCAAGGAGGCACUCAGGGUGUACAGGCAGCUAUAUUUGUAGCCUCUGCCAUCAUGCUUUUCAUUACCACAUUUAACAUGGUCUCCGCUACCGUGAUUCCCACAGGGCGAGGCUAUUUCAAGGCUUUAGUAAACAGAAUGCAGGGUCUUACGCUCAGAGUGCAUGAUAAAGAGCUGCACACUCCCCACCUGGGCUACUCCAAAUAUGCAGAUGCAGAGGUGUUAGGCCAUGCGUGCAAUGUGUUGGCUGCUUUUGCUGUCACAGCCACAGUCGGGGACAGAAAUCCUCUGUCUGUGCUGGUUCUGCCCUGGGUGGUGGUGGCUGGCGGGGCACUCCAGCUGCUCUGUGGCUCAGUAGCUUUUGCUCGGGGAAAAACCUUUGAGAGCACAGUUUUCAUUCUCUACGGCGUGAUGUGGACAGUGUGGGGGUUGACUCGAUACGGUGGCCUGUACGGCGAAACCAGAGGUUUUAACGUGGCUGUCGGGAUCAUUAGCUUCAUGCUCUUUAACUUUUUAGUGACAGCUGCGGCACUGUUUCUCAAUGUCGCCUGGUUUGCCUAUGCCUUCACCUUCCAGCUCAUCCUCAUUAGCUUCCUGCUGGACGCAGUGGGUGCGCUGCCCUAUGGUUAUGACAUAGGCGUCACCAUCAUCUUUGGUCUCAUCAGUUUUUAUUGUUUCCUGGGCCACAUUUUCAACGGCACCUUCCAGUCCCCCCAGAUCCCCUUAGGGAAACCUUUAGUCAAGCUGAGUGGUGUUGGGGGAGGCAACAAUAUUUGUCCACAUGUACCGGCACGCAAGGUCUCAUCCGUCCAGCAGAUUGCAGAAAUCAUGAAAAAUGGUGGCAUAUGUGGAAUGCCCACUGACACCGUCUAUGUGCUGGUGGCAGCUUGCAACAGGCCUGAUGCGGUUGUCAAAGCUUUCAAGGUGAAGAAGCAGGCACAGGACCGGCCCAUGUCCAUGUGGAUCUCCUCCAUCAAGCAGCUGGAGCCAGUGCGGCACCUGCUCAGCCCUUUGCUGCUGGACUUCAUGGAGGCGGCGUGGCCCUCCUCCAUCAGCAUGGUUAUACCCAGAGGUCCAUGGAUGGACAUUCUCGGUUUGGAAGAUGCUGCCAAACACAUAGGAACUCCACAAAGCAUUGCUAUCAGAAACCCUGACUGUGCUGUGGCCACCCACCUCAUGCAUCUGGUGGGGCCCAUUGCAGUAACUUCAGCCAACCCCACAGGCGAGGCAGACACAACUCACCACAACCAGGUUUACGCCAAACUGGGAGACAAGGUGGAUGGUGUUCUAUGUGACGGCCCCUCCCCAGAGAACAUUGCAUCUACUGUGGUUGACUGCACUAAGAUUGAAACAGGACAUAUUGGUUUCUUCAGAGUGGGCCUCAUUCCGAAAUCCAAGGUCCUUCAGAUCUUUGAGGAGGUUCAGAGGAGACACAGGCAGGGGCUGACCAAUCCCGCAUUUGAGGACGAGCUACCUCUGCCAGAUACACACCUAAGUUCAGGAGCGCACAACACAUCAGAGUCAGGGAUGGGAAGUGAAAACUCAACACCACCCAGUGCAUCACCUGAACAAAGUCCAGAUCUGAGAAAUGACUCUUUGUGAAAAUGUACACAAAGUCUGUUGCACGGAUGUAUUUUUAAAUUAUUUUUUACAGGACCAUCUUUAUAUUUGUGUGAAAUGUAUAAAUUAUACAUUUUACAUGUUUUACUGCACUUUUCCAUUUUAAAUAAUAUGAAUGCACUGUACACUUAAAUGGUAAAAUUGAAUUAAAAGCAUUAAACUAUUUAUUAUGAUGAUGUUCACAAUCCUAUUUUAAUAUGUAUUUAUUUAAUAAAACGUGCAAAUACUAACAUG